CCGCCUCCUCCUGUCCCAGACUUCAGCCCAGCGCCACACACUCACUCACACACCUAUCAGCCAGGUACACACACCCCUGCCUGAUCAACACGCUUCAGGAGCAUCUACUCUUUACCUGGGAUUCUGUUUUAAAUCGGACACUCGCUCUCCAGUGUGUGUGUGUGUGUGUGUGUGUGUAUGUGGACUAUGCCCUCCUCUGUGGACUGAGAUUGGAUUUGCUCACACACUCCUGGGAGAGAUAUUACACUACCAGGUGUGAUCGGACAGGACACUGCUAAAGAUGCAAGCUUCCACAGUUCAUCCUGUGACCAACUUUACUACCACAGCACAGAACACCACCACCAAGUCCCCACAACAAAUCCUCAUCCAGAGUUCUGGAGCCAUAAUUGCAAUUAUUGUUAUCGCCAUCAUCAUCAUCCUCGCUAUCCUUCUCAUCAUAUUGAAGACGUACAACAGGAGGACGCAUGCGGCGCGGAUCCUUACUGGAAGCUCCAACAACCAACGGAAAAACACAUCAGCACAUUCAAACAUGGUGAUGGGCAAUAUCCGAGGAAACUCUGGUCUGGGAAGUUUUGCCCAGUCUACGGCACCUCCAGAGAACGGAUUCCACCUACCCCGCGUAGAUCUGGGAACUGUGAAUCACCUGGGAACUGCGGACCAGAGACCCAUCGAGCAGUUCAGUACAACCAGUGGUUCAACUGUGGUCACAAUCCACGACACACCAUCAGUUGGAAACACAUAACACAGCCCUCAGUGACUUCAGUUGGCUGCAAUAAGAUGGUCUUGUUGUGCAAAGAGAAAAUCCAGCAGAAUGAACAAAGUGAACGUAUGCUUGUGGUCAGAAACCUGCAGAACAGAUCCAGAUUAUUACUCACACUAAAACAUGCUGUUCCAAAUAUACUGACUAGAGACCAUAGGUGUCCAUUUACACUGCAUUCCUUAAUGGUUAUGAUUGUGACAACAUUAAGGCUAGCCAAAUUGAGAUGGAGCUCACAAGUGCCAUGACUUUGGGGUUACUUGAAUAGAAAGUUGGGCAGAUUGAUACGCAAGUAUCAGUACUGUACUUCCAAUCACAGUGAUUCAUUCUGAGAAUCAAUAUUCACCUGAAAACCACGUUGUAAUUUUAUUUGUAUAUAACUGAAUGUCUACAUGAGUCUGAAAAACAUAAAGAGAGGUGUGUUUUAAUCUGAUGUGUUUUAGAGUGGUUUUAUACCACAAAAUAAUUUGAUUUUGGGAAAACUUUUGAAUAUAAGGGCUAAAAUAUCAUAAUAAUAAAAUAGGAAUUAGGAAUUUAAUGGUUUACAAAUGACUGUAUGUUAAAAUGAACAGUGCAAUGUCUCAAAGAAAGCUGACUGGUUGCAGUAUGAUGUGGAGCCCAUUCUAAUAUGUUUCCAUGAAAGGAGAAAUCCAGUAGGAAAUUAACUUGAGGUGUAGUGAAACACGAUAAUGAGUAUGAAUUUUGUUAAAUAGCCCAACUCCAUUCAUUUCAAAAUACAUGGUGUUAUGAAAUAGCUAAAAUUUGGGAGGAAGUCUGCCUCUUAUCUAGCACUCUAUGGCUGUGACCGAAAUGGCUCCCUACUCCCUCAUUAGUGUUGCGCUAUGUAGGGAGACACUAAUAAGUUCACUAAUUAGUGGUAAAACUGGAGUGAAUUCGGACACUAACUAAUCAUUAUCAUGCGCCAGCACCGGUCGCAUAAACACACACCGGUGAGAGAGGGGCUGAACCGUAUUUAAAACUCCAUAAACACACUGAACUGAGCUCUGAAUUAAAGUUAGUGAAGCUCUGAGCUGAUCAUGACGUUAUUUAUCUGUUUGUUAUAUUUACGCUGUUUAAAAGAUGAUCCUCACAUUACUGAACUACAUGAAGAAAACCUUAAAAAUAGCAGCGUAUACCGGCUCGCACUGUUGCCAGAUUGGGUGGUUUCAUGCCAAAUAUCGAAUUGUGUCUGAAAUUGUCUGGAGGAAACGCUUUGGUUUGACGCUUGGUGAACAAAACUACCAAGUUUAAAGAGUUGGGAAAUUUAACUCAGCUGUGUUAUAGUUAGAUAUCUAACCCUGCAGAGACAGAGCUUUUAGUCCUGCUGAUGGAAAUUUGAAGCUGUGUUUAUGUUCGUUAUUAUAUGUGAGUAAGUUAUUUCUUUCUUUCAUUGCUUGCAAGGUUGUUUUUAUGUACUGUUUUUACGUUUUUGUUUCGUGUGUCCAAUGAUACAAGGCACAAAACACAUAAUACAAAUAUGCAGAUAAACUCAUUUAAAUAUCAUUUUUUGUAAUCAGUGAUAUUUAAGAUAUUUAUGGUAUUUUAGGUAGGAUCAUGUUGGAAUAAACCGUGUAAUAUUGUUAAUAUGACGAACAUCAGCUGUUUGGGUGGUUUUGUCAGUAAUUUUGUGGAUUUGAAAAACGUUUUACCCUGUGAAUUGGUUUUAUCUGAAUCCCACUGUAACAAUCUGGCAACCCUGGUGGCUCGCUGUCCGCUCCGUUUCUUCGGCUGUCUGUUGCUUAGUAGCGAGACCCGCAAAGCAUUUUGGGACACAUUCAGCUCGCUUAGUAAGCAGCGAUGUUUACUAUAAAUCAUAAUGCAUUAUGGGAGUUUUUAGUGCCCUCAAAAUCACGUCCUAAUCCCCCCUUAUGAUUCGGACACUCAAAGAAAAAUGGCUGACAUACUCAAUAGUGCCCUAACUAGUAAAUAGGGAGCCAUUUCGGUCACAGCCUAUAAAUACCCUCUAACUA
Messenger RNA from Astyanax mexicanus (Mexican tetra), 2727 nucleotides. It is a transcript of the gene ncmap, whose product is annotated as non-compact myelin associated protein. Gene Ontology annotation, molecular function: structural constituent of myelin sheath. The coding region runs from base 281 to 742 and encodes 153 amino acids. The record is from RefSeq and is a predicted model, not a curated record. Gene Ontology annotation, biological process: regulation of myelination. The transcript is spliced from 4 exons. Gene Ontology annotation, cellular component: Schmidt-Lanterman incisure; paranode region of axon; plasma membrane. Lineage: Eukaryota; Metazoa; Chordata; Actinopteri; Characiformes; Acestrorhamphidae.